Dracunculus medinensis (Guinea worm) is the source of this 1323-nucleotide messenger RNA. The record is from the annotation of a GenBank genome assembly. Lineage: Eukaryota; Metazoa; Nematoda; Chromadorea; Rhabditida; Dracunculidae.
AUGUCAUUUGGUAAUGAAUUUAGUACGAAUCGUCAAUUCCAGAAUAAUUGUCACAAUAUCACUUAUCACUUUCCUUCUUUUCAAGAAUCGUUUCCGAAUUAUGGAACUUACCAAUUUGGUACUCCAACAGAAUCUAUUAAUACCAUUACGAAUACUCGAUCUUUUCCUUCUCAAAUGGAUAUUUGUAAAAUAACAAAUUCGAAUUGCUCUCAACAAUUUUCCAACUGCACACAGCAAAUGAAGGAUUUAAGACUUUUAAAUAAUAAUUGCAUAAAUGAUGACAAAGCAACUGAUCUAUCAGCUCAUCGUGAAUCCGAUUAUGAAUUUCAUCGCCCAUAUUUGAAAUUAACAAGAUUCGCUAAAGAAAAUAAUUUCUGUUCGGGUCGAAAUCCUGGCGCUCCUUCAACUCCUGAGGAAUACCUUAUUGUAGAUGGCGCUCAUGAAAUAUAUUCAAGAAAGGUAUUUGUUGGCGGGUUACCUAUUGAUGUUAGCGAAGAAGAGAUUUCAUCAACAUUUUCUCAAUUUGGUCCAGUUCACAUCGAUUGGCCUCGUCGUUUGGAAAGUUCUCAAAAAGAUUGUUCUAACCAGUUAAAUCGUUCUCGUUCUAUGACUGGUUAUGUAUUCUUAGUGUUCGAAAAUGAGCUUUCAGUACGAUUGUUGGUUACCACGACUGAUGGAGAGAAAGGCUUCUCGUUUCGUUUAUAUACAGUUUCUGUUUCAUUUGAAAAAAUGAUCGAAGAUGAUAAAAGAAUUAGAAAGUUUAUUAUAGCACAAAUUCGUCCGUGGCGUUUAUGUGACAUUGAAUAUAUGCCGAAUCCAGAUUCACCUCUGGAUCCUCGACUUACUGUAUUUCUUGGCGGCUUACCACGGCCGACGAAAGCUGGCAACGUUUACGGUACAGUGAGUUAUGUUGGUAUCGAUAUUGAUCCUGAAUUAAAAUAUCCAAAAGGUGCUGCUCGUGUGGCAUUUUCUUCUAUUUCUAGCUUCAUUUCAGCUAUCAGAGAUCGAUUUUUUCAUAUGCCUCAUACUGAUAUUACUAAAAGGGUUGAAAUCAAACCUUAUGUAAUGGAAGGUCAAAUGUGUGAUGAAUGCAAUGGAUCCUUAUGUUCUGGGCGUUAUGCAUCAUAUUUUUGUGGCGAUAUUUGUUGCUUACAAUAUUAUUGCGAAAUUUGUUGGGAUCGGUUUCAUUAUGCUGAAUCUGUUGAUGCAAAACGUUCCUCUCAUAAGGCCAUAAUGCGAUCUGGAAACCAAAUACAGGAAUUCAUGCAUCCUCCACAUCAUAAACGUUGUUAUGAAAAUAGUUCCGCAUUCUGUGAGUGUUAA